AUGGUUUUCAAUAGUUUUCAGUCUAACGAACAAUACAAAGAUGCAUUCAUUGAAGAUCAAGGAGAGAACACAAUUCGCUCUGUUAAAAAGACAAGUUUGGAUGAAUUGGAUCAGUUAAAAGUUGCCUAUCCGUUUUACCAACCGUCUCAAAAUCCAUACGAACUAACUUCAAUGAUGCUUACCUCGCAUAUUACGUAUCGAAUGAACAAUUCCAGGUAUUUUUCAGGUAAACAUUCCAGAAUAUACGUGAAGACACCAUCUCCUGCUUAUGCGCAUAAAAACAGAACAAAAAAUACUCUUAAUUUACACGGACAUAGUCAUACACUACGAAUGGAUCAAAAACGCAUACUUGUAGUCGAUCAUCCAUCAGCAUUAGUUACAGCAUCGAAACCAGUGUCUGUUUCAGGAUCAAUCUAUGAAAUGUCAAGAUCCUCAGCAGAUGAAUUCCCACUUCCUGGUGUAGAUAAACAAGUCAAUGAAGAUAAAAAUAAGAAUCCAAUAUUAAGUUUUGAAUAUGUAGAACCGCAUACAGUUGAUUUACUUGUUGUGGUAACAGAAAGAAUGAAAAAGCAAUAUGGUCCAAUUAUCAAGGAUUAUUUAUUAUCCACCAUGACAACGGUCUCAACUCUAUUACGACAUCCAAGUUUGAAAACUUCAAUUCAGCUAAGCAUUGUUGACAUUAUAUUGCUGGACCCUAAUUAUGCGCGUAGACAUAAUCUUGAAGAUUGGUUAAACAGUAAACAGGAACAAGUUAUGGCCAGAUUCUGUAAAUGGGUCAAUCGACUAAGACGUCCAAAUUUUACUUGGGACUCAGCUAUUUUAUUAAAUGUCGGGCAUUUCAAAUCAACUGCACUGGGAGUAGCACAUUAUCGAUCAAUGUGUAAUCCAGAAAGUUCUUGUCUAGCAGUGCUUGAUCGUGGAUUUGGAACAGGACAUAUCAUAGCACAUGAACUAGGCCAUCAAUUGGGUGCUAAACACGAUUUUGAGUUAAACUCAGAUUGUGGAUUAGAAGAAAGAAAUCGAAACGUGGAAACACCAUGGAGUAGUACACAUGAAUUGAAGUUGGGCACUUAUCCAUAUCAUCAAGCUGGAGACGGCUGGGAUUAUAGAGAGAGUUACUGGAAUCCAGAUGUUCAUCAAUACGAAUUUAUUAAAAGAGAUACAAUAAUGUCUGGUACAUUGUACUUCGACAACUUCCCGCUAAGAUGGUCCGCGUGUAGUCGUCAGGCGAUACAUACAUUCAUAGAGUCAAAUGCAGCAAAUUGUCUAAGACGCCCAAAUACCGAAACAGUGUUAUAUUCUGCAGAAAAACUGGCCAGUCAAUAUGUUGAAAAUCGUCCAGGACGAGUAUUCUCAUUGAAUCGACAGUGUGAAUUUGUAUUGAAAAUUAAAGGAACCCAGUUCUGUGGUCAAAUGUUACCUGUUUGCCGUCAACUUUACUGUCAAGACAGUGAGCAUAAGUCUUGUUUGCCUGUGGAAGCAGCUUGGGCUGAAGGAACACCAUGUGGAAAUAAUAAGUGGUGUAUCCAAGGUGAGUGUAUAUCUACUAACGAAAAUCCAACGCCAAUACAUGGAGGUUGGGGUGAAUGGGGUUCAUGGUCAGCGUGUUCACGUAGUUGUGGCGGAGGAGUACAAUAUUCUGAAAGAGAAUGUAAUAAUCCAGAACCACAACAUGGAGGAGACUUUUGUCAUGGAACCAGGACUAGAAUGAGAUCGUGUGGAACUGAGAUGUGUGGGAAGGAAGUGAAUAUUCGCCAGACAUUAUGCGAUCAAAUUGAUGGACCAUAUAAAGGACAACUGAGAGCAUAUUUUCCUAAACUCGGUGAACCUACAUCAUGCAAUCUAAUCUGUCUGUACAACUCACAUUCUGUUCCGCAUAGUUUUACUUUACCAGAUGGUACCCCAUGUUAUUCUCAAAGAGAUGAUAUUUGCAUUCAGGGGAAAUGUUGGGAUCCGUUUUACUAUACUUCUUCUUGCAAGGUCUCAAUAUUUAAUCCUAUCAAGCAUUUUUAA
Molecule: messenger RNA, 2013 nt
Organism: Trichobilharzia szidati
Lineage: Eukaryota; Metazoa; Platyhelminthes; Trematoda; Strigeidida; Schistosomatidae
Source: the annotation of a GenBank genome assembly